Molecule: messenger RNA, 5540 nt
Organism: Zea mays
Lineage: Eukaryota; Viridiplantae; Streptophyta; Magnoliopsida; Poales; Poaceae
Exons: 14
Coding region: 325-2196 (623 amino acids)
Biological process (GO): transcription elongation by RNA polymerase II
Cellular component (GO): Cdc73/Paf1 complex
Molecular function (GO): chromatin binding; RNA polymerase II complex binding
Source: RefSeq, a predicted model, not a curated record
AGUUGGUGCCAAAUAAAUCUGAUUAGAUAUCUAAACCCGUGCAAAAUUCAUUCAAUCCUGGACGAAAAAGGCAGGCAGAAUCACAAGCUGUCGUGAAAUUCUCAUCGCCCCUUCCUUCCUUCCUGCUCCUCGCCAAAUCGCCGAGACGCCGACUACCUCGCGCUCCCAUAGAUCUGGUAGAAUAGGUGCCGGUGGCCUCGGACGUGCAGUGGUAGAGGCUUCUGCGGUGGCGGCGACGGAGGAGAAGGGGGAGCGAGCAGUGUCCGCGGGGCGCGGUGUCUGUGUGCUGGGGCUCGGGUUCCGAGGAACCCUAGCCGCCGCGCGAUGGCGUCUUACAGGCCGUACGCACCGCCGCCUCCGCAGGGCAGCUACCCGCCGCAGAUGAAUCCGUACGCGCCGCCGCAGGCGCCCUACAACAGGAUGCCGGCGCCGCCCUACCACGCUGGGCCCCCGCCCCCGCCGCCACCCGGUCCGCCACCACCUCACCAACCGCAGUUCAAUUUCGGUCCCGGGCCUCCGCAGCAGCACCCGCCCCCGCCGAUGUACUACCAGCCACCGCCACCACCCUAUGGCGGGAACAGUAACCCGCCUCCUCCUCCUCCUUCAGCGCCACCCCCGCCUCCGUCCCCACCCCCUGCUGCUCCACCCCCUCCGCCUCCGGCCCAGGCACCGUCUGCUCAGGCCCUGCUGCCCUCAAAGGAGCAGCAGCCUAAGGCAACGCUGCCAAGAGAGGAGACGGAGGAGGAGCGUCGUGCACGGAAGAAGCGGGAGUUCGAGAAGCAGCGGGUGGAGGAACGCAAGCAGCAGCAGAUGAUGCGGCAGACGCAGGCCACCAUUCUGCAGAAGACGCAGCAGGUGCGUGCUUCUCAGCAGCAGCCGCAGAGCCGCCACCACCACCACCAGCCUCCGAGUAUCUUCCGGGCAGCAGCAAUUGGCUCUCGGGCAGUGGCAACUGGGUCUCGCCCAGCAUCAGCGCCGAAUGCUGAGAGGUUUGAGAACCGGUUAAAAAAGCCAACAACGUUCCUCUGCAAGCACAAAUUUAGGAAUGAACUCCCAGAUCCAAGUGCUCAGUUGAAAUGGCUACCCUUGAAUAAGGAUAAGGACCGAUAUACCAAAUACAGGAUAACUUCAUUGGAGAAAAACUACAUUCCUAAAAUGAUUGUCCCUGAGGAUCUUGGGAUACCUCUUGAUCUACUUGACAUGAGUGUAUACAAUCCCCGGGAUGUUCAGUCGCGCAUGGCUCCUGAAGAUGAAGAGCUAUUGCGUGAUGAUGAGGUCCUCACCCCUAUUAAACAAGAAGGUACAAGGAAAAGGGAGAGGCCCACUGACAAAGGUGUUUCUUGGCUGGUCAAAACACAAUACAUAUCUCCACUAAGUACUGAUGCAACCAAAAUGUCCCUUACUGAGAAGCAAGCAAAGGAAAGGCGAGAAACAAGGGAGGGUCGCAAUGCUUUCCUAGACAAUCUUAAUGAUAGAGAGAAACAGAUCAAAGCCAUUGAAGAAUCCUUCAGAGCAGCCAAGUCAAGGCCUGUUCACCAGACUAAACGUGGCAUGCAAGCUGAGUGGGUUAUGCCUUUGCUACCUGAUUUUGAUAGGUACGAGGAGCCGUUUGUUAUGGUGAAUUUUGAUGGCGAUCCAACUGCUGAUUCUGAGCAGUACAACAAACUUGAGAGACCUGUACGUGAUGAAUGUGAAUCCCGGGCUGUGAUGAAAAGUUUUAGUGUCAGUGGUUCAGACCCUUCAAAACAGGAGAAGUUUUUGGCAUACAUGGCCCCAGCACCCCAUGAGCUCGCCAGAGACUUGGAUGAUGAAAACGAUGAUAUCCAGUAUUCCUGGCUAAGAGAAUAUCACUGGGAAGUGAGAGGAGAUGAUAAAGAUGAUCCUACAACAUACCUUGUCACAUUUGAUAAGGAGGAGGGUGCAAAAUAUUUGCCUCUCCCUACUAAGCUAGUUUUGCAGAAGAAGAAGGCGAAGGAGGGGAGGUCUGGGGAUGAAAUUGAGCAUUUUCCAGUACCUUCCCUUAUUACUGUGAACAAAACAGGUCAUGUUGGUACCAUGGAGCGCGGAGAAUCUUCUGGCAUGCAUGUGAAUUCAAAGCCACGGAGACCUCAUGUUGAUGAUGAUCUUGAUGAGCAUUCAAAGCGUUCUAGGGUAGAAGAUAUUGACCAAUAUAGUGGAGAAGAAUAUUCUGAGUGAUGAACUGUAAAUCAUAAUUAUCUUGCACCAACGAAUUUUAUCAGUACAUGUGAAGCCUUAAAAGGUUUCAAGCAAUAGGCACAAGUGGUUUCAUGGUGCAUGGUCAUGCAGUGAAAGAAAAUGUCUGACAACAAGAGGACAUUGGGGCUUGGCCAAUUUGUUGAUCUCUGUAGUGAUAAUAGAAAGCGUCACAUUGUUCUAAAGAAGUUGUCUUCAAAGUCUUGGAUGAUGCGUAUAUUGCAGUUGCUCCACAUGUUCCAGGAUAGUGAAAUUUUAUUCAUGGUUGCCUGAUAAAGUGUGGAAUUAUAUAAAUUUUCAGCAUAAAUUGUUUUAUUAUUAACGUUCGUUUUUGCCUAAAAUAAUGCAUAAGUAUAUGAGAUGAUAAAAGGGUAAUCAUGAAGCAUUCUGUGGUCCGGUGGCCCUUAAGUUGCAAUUCUAUUCCAGCACAAAGUGACAAUGAUAUGAUGACUUUUGGUCUGGUAUUAUUAAUUCUGGACAGUAAUUCAGUAGCUGUGGUAACGGCAAAAUACCUCAGGGUUAAGCUGGCAUGCAGGUUAUUACACUUGGUUUCCAUUGCUGUGUGAUUGUGUUUGCCUUAGCUUUGACACUUAAAUAUUACGUAGGUUACUGUUUUCAUUUUAUGUAGCCUGGAGGACCAUUUUCUGCUGGCAGCCAGGUUUGGCUGAGUUUUAUGGAUGCUAAGAUAUGGUUCCCCUCAAGUGACAGCAUUGUAUUGUGGUAUGUCUGACAUCUUGUACACUAAUGCCAUCAGCAAUCAUUUUGGGCUUCAUGUCUGAUGUUAGUUGUUGACAUCAUAACUCAUGGAAUGUUGCAAAGGAAUGAUGCUGUAGCUGUAGCUGUAAUGUGAACGGACUGUAAUUCACAAAUUUCUUGAUUUGUUUUACAUAGGAUGUCCAUAUGCUCUUUAAUAGACCUUUACCAGUUGUUUACUACAGGUUCUUUCAAUCCCUGCAUUAUACAGUCUUUUGUGAUACAUGUUACAUCCUGUGUAGUUCUUCAACUCCUUAUGAUUUAUAGAAUAUUUCAAUUUUAGAUUCUUAAAAUACUGUUUGCUUUAUCUAUACUCUUGUGGAUUUGUUUUACAGUCAUCCGAUUAGUUUUGUAAACAUUCAUGUUUUUCUAAUUACCAGGUAGCAUGUCCUUGAGUAACUUAUUAAGCAGUUCAAUUUGUCUGCUGAUAGUUAUGGUAUAGUCAAAGUUGGCAGGCUGCCAACAACAUAACUCCAAUUUCCAUUCUUUUUAGUCCUGGCUGAUCUAUACUGCAUGUACUUCUAUUUCCAUUCUGGAUUUAGCAUCUGGAAUAUAGGAUUGUUUCAAUGCAACAGUCUCGCUAGUGCUUAUUGACCUUUCAGUUGCUCUACAUGUUUCUGAUUGGGAUCAUCCCAGCUGGGAAGAGAGUCCGAAUCAUAUCUCUAGAUCUGUGUCUGCUUGUCCCGUCAAUUUGUGAUUACCUGUUCAAUUCAUGUGUCUAUUAAAGCUUGAUGCCAGUGCCCUUAAAACAAACGUGUUGCUACGCAUGUUGUUGGUGCUAUUAAAAAAUAGUUUUGGUGUGUGACCUAGCUUGUUGUCAUGCGCCUGUGGUUUGAAGAACGUUAUGCUGUUGUAUGGGCAAUGUUUGCGUAAUGCCCAGGGGAACGGUGCCAAUUGCUGGAACAAAUUCGGGUAAGGUGACGUGGUGAGCUGCUGUCUGUAGUGUGUGGACAACUGCAGUAGUACCAUGGUUCACAGGCAGUGACAAGCUUCUUAAGCAUACAAACGAAGGAAGAUAGACACAACCUAACAAGGCGCUGCCAGUUUUCUCCACUACAAAUUAUUGACCAGACUUGGACGUUAGGGUGUCGCACCAUUGACAAGCCAUGCGAAUGAGAUGAAGGUGAUGAUGAUGAGGGGUGGUCACUUGUACAGUCAUCCUGCUAUAUAUGCCUUUCGCCCCCCAUGGAGCUAGCUGAUAGACAUGCCGUCCUAGUUUGCUCGUGUGUACACAGCUGGGAGGGAGCUAUUAUAUUUAGUGGAUCGGGUCAGGGUUGAACUUGAGAGACUCCUUCCAGAUGAGCUCCUUUAUAGCUUCUUCGGUGAGCGAUGGCUGCUCGAAGUCGAAGCUGAAAGGCGCCGGACAGAUGGGCUCGUCGUUUACCUCGUGAAGGGACGCCAGGUAUGGGUGGCACAGAGCCUCAUCAACUGCGAUAUGAUUCCACGGAAGGAAAAGCAACAACAAGUAAUCCUCUUGCUGGGAUCGAACACGAGCAUCCUCUCAAGCAAGUCCAUGGCGCCGCUAGACAUGGUGGGGAACCGCACGCGGAACUGUUGCUUGGGAUGCUGAGGCAGGGACCUCACGUAUCUGCGGGCGUGGUCGCUCCGGAGGAACCCGAGGCUGGUGUCGUCAGGUGAGCCUACCAGCUUUUAUUUAGAUCAACAUAUAUAAAGAAGGAAGAGGAAGAAGUUGUAAGUAAUUAAUUAAAGAACAAACAAGACUCUCUUCAUAUGUGUUAGCUAGCUAGCUUGAGAAAAAACCAAUGCAACUCUCUUCACCAACUAUAUAUAUAUAUAUAUAUAUACCUCGGUUAUCAGCCUCAGCUGGUGGACAUAAUCCUUGCCAGGAAACAGGGGCUCUCUGGUGACCAUCUCGCCGAAGAUGCAGCCCACGGACCACAUGUCGAUGGCCUGGGUGUACUCGGAGCAGUUGAGCAGGAGCUCAGGCGCCCUGUACCACCGCGUGACGACGUACUCCAUCAUGAAGUCGGUCUCCGUCGUGGUCCUCGCCAGCCCGAAGUCCCCGAUCUUCAGGUCGCACUUGGCGUUCAGCAGCAUGUUGCUCGGCCUCAGGUCCCUGUGCAGGACGUUCGCCGAGUGCACGUACUUGAGCCCGCGGAGCAGCUGGUACACGAAGUACUGCACCGGCCGGUCGUCGUAAAAGAAGAAAGAAAAAAAAAGGGUUAGGAACAGAGAACAGAGGACGGCACAGCAACAGCGUUGGAUUUGGAUCGACGACCUGGCAGUGGUCGUCGGUUAGUUGCUGGUUUGACCGUAGGAGGUGGUGAAGGUCAGUGUCCAUCAGCUCGUAGACGAUGUAGACGUCGUUGAAGUUCUCCCUCCUGGGCGGGCGUAUGAUGUCCUUUAUUGAAAUGACCUGCAGGGAAAAAGAAUUUGUUGCUCUGUUACAUAUAUGCACGGAUGUAUUAUGUAUAUAGCUAAUGAACUAUACAUACAUGUAUAUAUAGCUAAUAAAUACAUACAAUGACAAAAAAAAGUCCUGUAGCGUGGAGUAUAUAUAUAAAUAUAUAUGUUCAUCACAAGGUAGAGAAAUAUAUACAUAUACAUGGCUA